Messenger RNA from Spodoptera litura, 889 nucleotides. RefSeq lists its product as uncharacterized. Lineage: Eukaryota; Metazoa; Arthropoda; Insecta; Lepidoptera; Noctuidae. The record is from RefSeq and is a predicted model, not a curated record. Gene Ontology annotation, molecular function: acyltransferase activity, transferring groups other than amino-acyl groups.
UUCUGUUUACAUCAUAACGACAGUUGCACACGAAUUAUGUCGGACGAACCAUUACAGUUCUUGCCCGUAGAAAGAUGGGGAGACCUACAGAGUGUCUUCAGAAAAGACUGGACAAGAGGAGUGUCUGCUUGUGCUGUAUUGGACACGCAAAGACGAUGGCUAGCCCAAGGGAUGGAGUCCAAUUUAAAAAUCUAUUGCCCCUAUGGCGAUAUGCAGAAUGGGAUGGUUGCGUUUAAUGAAAAGGAUUCAUAUUACGAAAUAAUAAUUCAGUGUCCGAGUGAUGACACGAGCAAAUUAGCAACUGCAUUGAAAACAACCAAACUGAUUGAUUGGAAGAAAUCUGUCAAGGUACCGUUUGCACCACAGAAUGUGAUAAACCUCAUCAAUGAAAUCAUGGAUGAUGUUAAUGUGGAGGUGGAAGAGGUGUUUCCCUACGACACUCAUAUCUUGGACACAACUGAACUGUACAAGGAUGUUAAGAUACCAGAAGGCGUAACCUUCAAACACUUGACAACCGAACAUCUAAACCUGAUCGACUCCACGUGGCCUUAUAACUACCCUUCAUCAGACACAUACUUCGAGUUCCUUAUCAACCUGAAGUACGGUUAUGGACUAUACCUGAACAACACUUUGAUAACUUGGGUCCUGAUUACUGAAGCUGGGACUUUGUUACACUUAUAUACUGUUGAAGAACACAGGAGAAAAGGGUAUGCUGAGGUGCUUUUGAAGCUGGUCAGCAAUGAUCUACUGAAGGAUGGGAGAGUCGUCAUUGCGUACUGUGUCCCUGAUAAUUAUAAUGCGAGCAAGCUGUAUACUAAGUCAGGUUUCGUAGCUGUUGAGGAUGUUACAUGGGUUUAUUUAAGAAGCAAAUAAACAUUUAUUUUUAAAA